This is a messenger RNA of Stegodyphus dumicola, 1782 nucleotides long. RefSeq lists its product as uncharacterized. The record is from RefSeq and is a predicted model, not a curated record. NCBI's taxonomy places the organism in Eukaryota, Metazoa, Arthropoda, Arachnida, Araneae, Eresidae.
AUGGAUGAAAUAUGGUCAGAAUCAUCUGACUUACACAUGUCAACUCAAGAAAAUGAAAAACCAACUUGCUUUCAUUGCAAGCUGGAUCAUAUCGCCACAUCCAAGUCAUGCGAAUUUCGUCCGAAAAAUCGUGAACAACCAGCUAAGAAGAAACAAAUUCCAGAGCCUAAACAAAGAUCUGAUCGAAGGGCGCCUGAGAAUUCUGCGCGUGAAAAAAGACAGCCUCCUACGAAAUCCAAUUCAGCUGUUUUACGUGGAAACUUAGCGGAUUUCGCGAUGGAUAAAAAUUUCAAGAAUAUGAUCCUCAAGUUCAUUGAAUUCACUAAGAAAUGGAGACGAUUUUCUCUGGUGACAGAUCAUAAACCUUUAGUGGCUAUUUUUCGAAAAGAGGACUUCCUAUCCUCACAGCCACUCUUACAUUAUGCACUGAUAUUGCAAGCAUAUCAGUUUGAUAUUGUGUAUCGAAAUACCAAGGAACACGGUAAUGCUGACUGCCUGUCGCGCCUGCCUCUUAAGUCCGAAGAUUUAAGCAUUAAGGAUGAUGUUGAAAUAUUCCAACUCUCCCAAAUUGAAACUCUUCCGGUAACAGCUAGGGAGAUAGCUCGGGAAACGCGAGCUGAUGAAGAAUUAAAUAGUCUUUAUAUGAAAUUAAAAUCUGGAGAAAGUUUGGAAGGUAGGGAAGCCGAGUACACCUUACAAGAUGACUGUAUAAUGAGUGGUCAGAGGGUAGUUGUUCCGAAAAAACUCCGAGUUAAAAUUCUCGAAGAGUUACACCAAGGACAUUUAGGAAUCGUUAAAAUGAAGGCAAUCGCCAGAUCCUACGUCUUUUGGAAGGGAAUUGAUCAUGAUAUUGAAGAAGUUUCUAGGAACUGUGUCGAUUGUAUUAAGUUCAAAUCAGAUCCAGUAAGGGCAAGGGUCCAUCACUGGGAAUAUCCAAGUGCGCCUUGGGAACGCAUUCACACAAUUGAAUGUUUGAGAGACUGUUUUGCAAGAUACGGACUGCCUUUAGUAGUAGUGAGUGACAAUGGUCCUCAGUUCACAUCGGGGGAAUUUGAAACUUUUAUAAGGAAUAAUGGAAUUAAACACAAAACGUGUGCUCCAUUUAAACCGGCAAGUAACGGGCAAGCAGAGCGGUACGUUUACACCGUUAAACAAGCAUUACGUGCAAUGCAAGGUUAUCCAGGAAAUAUUAAGCAAAAACUUGCCAUAUUCCUCAUGAAUUAUAGAAAGGCACCGAACAUGACAACCUUGUUAAGUCCAGCAAUGUUAUUCUUAAAAAGAGAAAUUAGAACUCGAAUUGAUUUAGUUGUUCCAAAUCUUAAACGAAGAGUGGAAGAACGCAUCCGAAGGAAUACUUAUGAUUUCAAAGACAGAAAUUUUGAGAUCGGAGAAAAGGUUGCCAUUCGGGAUUAUAGAUCGGCAAAUUCCCGAUGGAAAAUUGGCAGAGUGACAAAUAAGGAUGGAGCGCUGCAUUAUACCAUUGACGUUCAAGGAACUUUACUGCGCCAGCACGUCGAUCAGAUCAGAUCGGUAGGGAGCGAGGUUCCGUCUGCACCGAUAAUUUAUGAACCUCGUAUGGCUGCUACUUCAGAUGGAAACGUGAAGCCACAGGCUCCGGACAAGGGCAUUGAACAAAGAAGUGAAGCUGUGCAAACUUCAGCCGGACUUGAAACAUCGUCAGUUCCAAGGAAAACUAAUCCAGUCCUUCCAGUGGAUCCUGAUAAAGAGUUGCAGCAACCUCAGCCAGGACUUAGACGAUCUUCGUGCAUCCGCAAAGAUUAA